AUGGCUCGAAGCUUAGGUAAAGCCCACAUGAUUAUUCUCGACGUUGGACGUAGCUCAUCAAUCGCAACUGGCAAUGAAAAGCAAACCUUCUUCAGUAAAUCAAAAGAGUGUGCUUCACUGAUCAUUCAACAAAUGAUUUUCAGUGCUCCAAAUGACCAGGUCGGUAUGGUGUUGAUGGGAACAGAGGAAACCAAUAAUCAGCUUAACGUAGAAUCUGGCGGCUACGAGCACAUUUGUGAAGCAUUUGAUUUGAAACCUCCUAAUUGGCAGAACUUGAGGAUAUUGGAAAAUCAAAUUUCUCAAUCCAUGUCGGAGGCUAACUGGUUCGAUGCACUGAUCGUUGCCACCAAUUUUUUGCGCAACGGAGCAUUGGGGAAAAAACUUUUAGAUUGUAACAUCAUUCUGAUUUCGCCGCUAUUACAACCGGCAGCUGUCGACAGGGAUCAGAUAGAUAGUGUUACGGAUGCAAUUCUUGCUCUGAACGGUGUGCUGCAUGUCAUAACCAACUAUGUGUUGCAUCCGGCGUCGUCCGUCGGCUCGAUUUUCGUCUCAUCUGGUACAUUCGAUAACGACCAAAACACUACCGAAGAACGACGUAAAAAUGAACGCCUUUUGAAGGACAUGUUACUUAGAACCGAAGGUACCCUUUCGAAUGUUAACUGGGCAGAGAGAAAACUGUCUUUCGUUGGAGCGAAACCAAUAAAACCAACGCCUUGGAACUGCAUGUUGACUAUCGGUUCAAAGCUGAAGCUAUCCAUAUCGGCCUAUCUGCAUAUCACGGAGCAAAAGGGCCUAGGAUCGUUUAAAGUCGACAGUUUAGAUGGUUCCAGCACCAAGGUCGAAAUGAAGACGGAGCAUUUUUUAAACGAUAAACCGAUCGACGUUUCGAUGGAUGAUAUCAUCGCGGGCUACAUGUACGGUUCCACGGUGGUACCGUACGAUUGCGGAGUGGAUAUCGAGUACAAAUCAGGAGAAGCCCGAUUGGCUUGCUUGGGAUUUACUGCGUCCAAAAACGUACAAGAAGAAUACCUGAGCGGGCAAGGAACGCACGUCGUGGUGGCGAAGAAAGGUUGCACUGCUUCAAAGCAUAAAUUAGCCGCCUUGAUCCGAGCGAUGAUGGAGAUGGAUGUCAUCAUGAUCACCACAAAGGUAUAUCGAAAGGAUACGAAGCCAAGGUUAAACGCUAUGAUUCCAUCAUACAAACAACAGUCUCCGUGCCUCGUUAUGAUAGAGCUUAUUUUCAAAGAUGAGUUGUGUGAAUUAAAGUUUCCUUCUUUGCUGAAGGCAAAAACUCGACCGACGGAGGAGCAGUACAACGCGAUCGAUAAGUUGAUUGACAGCAUGAGCCUUACGGAUGAAAUCGACGAUUCAAACGGAGAAUCUCGUGAGGCGUUUGCGCUGAACAACACCUUCAAUCCGACACUGCAGCACGUGUACCGGUCGGUAGCCCAUCGGGCACUCUACCCCAAGCAUGCGUUGCCCUUAAUAAGCAGCGAUUUGCGAGAAUUAACCGAAGUACCGAAGAAAGUGGCAGACCGCUCAAAAGACGCGUUGGAAACCGUACAGCGGUUGUUUGAGUUAAAAGAAGUUAAACAAAAUACCCGUAAUAAUUGGCUUCAGCGGGUGGACAAAAUUAACAUGGGAGAUGCUGCAUCAAACAGCAACACGCAGGAUAGUGGCCUCUCCCUAGACGAUGAUACCACUCGAAGACGAGUUGUGUCUGUCGGCACAGUGACGCCGGCCGAAGAUUUUGAUAUUCUUCUGCGGCAGGGCGAAAAAUUUGCCACCGUAGCCACGCAAAUGCAGAACAUUAUUUUUGAGCUGCUGUUCACGUCGAUGCGCCCACCUGGCGAUAAGGUUAUCGCAGCCCUCAUGAUGUACCGCGGUGAAGCACAAAAGCUCGGCCCGUACCGAUACAACGAGUGGAUUGAGGAAUUUAAAACGAUCCUGCUGGCCCGUGGCAAGGAAGAAUUCUGGGAAAAAGUAAUUGUAGGUGAGAAACUAGGGCUAAUCGAUGCACAGGAAAGCGACAUGAGCACGGUGAACAUGGAACAGGCGGUCAGCUUUUACGACACACCGGCAAAAGGCAAGGUUGCUGAAGAAACGACUGAUGCAAAUUAUAUCGAUCCGGAUAGUUUGUUAGACGAAUUAAAUGCGGAGUUUUAA
This is a messenger RNA of Anopheles nili, 2166 nucleotides long. RefSeq names its product X-ray repair cross-complementing protein 5-like. Gene Ontology annotation, molecular function: telomeric repeat DNA binding; damaged DNA binding; double-stranded DNA binding. Gene Ontology annotation, biological process: cellular response to gamma radiation; cellular response to X-ray; DNA recombination. The transcript has 4 exons. Bases 1 to 2166 code for a protein of 721 amino acids. The record is from RefSeq and is a predicted model, not a curated record. NCBI's taxonomy places the organism in Eukaryota, Metazoa, Arthropoda, Insecta, Diptera, Culicidae. Gene Ontology annotation, cellular component: Ku70:Ku80 complex; nucleus.